UUCCCGAAAAAAAAGACCCGAAAAAAAGGGUGUAAAAACUGAUAAAAUCGCGUAAAAUCGCACGUAACAGAGAAAGAAAUUCGCUGGGAAAAGGGCAGCCGUUCGAAUCCAUCCUGUGUGUGUGUUUGCGUAAUGGGGUUUUCGUUGAAGCUCAAGACCAAAACGGGCCAGCAGCACAUCGUGAGCAAGCUCACAGACACGACCACCGUCGGUGACCUCAAAACGCGGAUCACGGAGUUGACCAGCAUUCCGGGCGAUGCCCUACACGUGGUUCUCGGGUUUCCUCCCUUUAAGCCCCUCGAUUUCAGCAACGAAUCGAGCCACCUACCGGCCGUCGGCAUCAGCAACGGCGACACGCUCAUCGUGGAGGAGAAAUCGCUAACGGCCGAGGAGCGCCAGCAGCUGGAGGCGGCCAAACGGCUGGAGGACGACGAGAAGCUUGCCCGAGAGCUGGCCGCUCAGAGCACGGAACAGGGAGGCAUUUUGUUGAAAAAAGUGGUGCCGGCGGACAAUUCUUGCCUUUUCACGAGCAUAGGUUUCGUGCUCACGGGAAAGGUUGAUCCAGAAAACAGCCGGUAUAUGAGGCAGAUUAUUGCCGCCACGGUCAACUCGGAUAAACAGGAGUACAACGAGGGCAUCCUGGGACGACCGAACGAUGAGUACUGUGCCUGGAUACUGCAGCCCGAAUCCUGGGGUGGUGCCAUCGAGGUUUCCAUCCUGUCGGCCUACCACGGUCUAGAGUUUGACGUGGUCGACAUCACCAACGCAAUCAUCAAUCGAUUCGGGGAGGACAAAAACUACGGAAUGAGAGCGUUUCUACUGUUUGACGGUAUCCACUAUGACCCACUGUACCUAGAAUCGACGAGUGGAGAGCCGGCGAAAACGAUCUUCCCGAUCGAAGACAACUCAGUGUACCUGCAGGCCGAGCAGCUGGCCAAGGAAGCGAAAUCAUCCCGUCAGUACACGGAUGUGAACAAGUUCACGCUCAAAUGCAUAGACUGCGACUGCUUCCUGAAGGGCCAAACGGAGGCUCAGCAGCACGCCCAGAAGACGGGACACAUUAAUUUUGGCGAGGUUUAGUGCAACGAUCGCCGGUAGGGGGUAAGCGGGCACACAUAGCAGCCCACACAAAGACAGAGCGUUCCGUUUUCCUCCGAGUGGGGUGCGUGGUAUACAAAGUAGUUUGCUUGGAUUUCUUCUUUCGGUUAGUGUGUUUGCUUAAUGCUUAGUUCAAUUUUAUCAUUUUCCUAUCGACCGCUUCCAUACUGUGCAUGUCGCUACCCCACACGUUUCGAGUCUUUUCUUCCGAUUCUCGCCCGACAUCAUGUAAACGGUAUUUCACUCUCAGGUUCUGAAAAAAGACUAAACAAAUAUCACGCAAUACUCUUUCUCUCAGCACUAUUACAUGGCUUUGCUUCGGUAUUUAAUUUAAAAAAUGAAAUUUGCGAAUAAAUUUAUUACUCAUCGUGUGUUUCGUCCAUCGGGUCCUUCU
Anopheles darlingi is the source of this 1492-nucleotide messenger RNA. It is a transcript of the gene Yod1, whose product is annotated as ubiquitin thioesterase OTU1. Gene Ontology annotation, cellular component: nucleus; cytosol. Gene Ontology annotation, biological process: endoplasmic reticulum unfolded protein response; protein deubiquitination. The transcript is spliced from 3 exons. Bases 133 to 1080 code for a protein of 315 amino acids. Gene Ontology annotation, molecular function: cysteine-type deubiquitinase activity. The record is from RefSeq and is a predicted model, not a curated record. NCBI's taxonomy places the organism in Eukaryota, Metazoa, Arthropoda, Insecta, Diptera, Culicidae.